GGGUUCGGAGGCGGGAACGGUCUCGGCGGUGGUUUCGGAGGCGGGAUCGGCAGACCGGGCGGCUUCGUCGGCGGGGGCGGCGGUUUCUCCGAACAAGGCUUCAUUAGCACCGACGGAGGAGAUGUGACCGCCACCUGUGACGAGAACGGCAUGGAGCUGACGCUGCAGGCCAACGCGCCCUUCUACGGCCGCAUGUACACGUACCGGCACUACGACCAGUGCAGCGUGGUGGGGCGCGGCGACCGCGUCAUGUCGCUUCGCAUCAGCGCCGACGGCGGCUUCCCUGCCUGCGGCACGCAGAGGUUCGGAGACGUCAUGCAGAACAUCGUGGUGGUCCAGUUCAGCGAGUACGUGCAGACCAACUUCGACAAGCGCUACAACCUGACCUGCUACUUUCAAGGGCCGGGUGAGGCUGUCGUCACAUCCGGUUAUAUCUCAGCCAGCCCCGGCCAGCUGACGCCCAUCAUCGACCUGCCGGCGCGCGAGGUGCUGGACUCGCGCGUGCGCCUGGCCAUCCUGUACCAGGGCCGGCCGACCACGACCAUCGCCGUCGGCGACCCGCUCACCUUCCGCCUGGAGACUCAGUCCGGCUCCAACCUGGUCACCGACAUCUUCGCCACCAACGUCAUCGCGCGCGACCCGUACUCGGGCCGCUCGGUCGAGCUGAUCGACAGAUACGGAUGUCCGACAGACCCACGCCUCUUCCCCGGCCUGGACCUGUCCCGCGACGGCAACGGGCUGGAGGCUCGCUUCAGCGCCUUCAAGAUUCCGCAGUCCAACUACCUGCUGUUCGAGGCGACCGUGCGCCCGUGCCGCCAGCGCUGCCGUCCGGCCACCUGCGCUGUGGACGGCCGCGAGGAGGUGUCGUUCGGCCGGCGGCGGCGACGCGCGCUGCCUGAGAACGCCACGGAGGAGCUGCCGCUGCCGGACCCGGCCGACGAGCCGGUGGAGCCGCAGGAUGAGGAGAUCGGGCCCGACAUCGACCCCAAGGACAGCGAGGAGUAUGUCAAGCGACUGAUGAGCGUGUUCUACACCCGGGAGGAGCUGGUGGCCGAGGAGGUGAAGGUUCCAGAGGAUGUCUGCAUCUCGUCGGCCGAGUACUACGGUCUGCUGGCCACCAUGGUGGUCCUGAUGGUGCUGAUGGUGCUGGGCGCCGUGCUGGCCGGCCUCUGGUUCCGCCGCAGCCGCCUGCUCGCCUACAAGAAUCAAGACGCCGAUAUGACUUCGCCGCUGCCCCGAGCCUUCUCCGCUCCUGGCAUCGGCAAGAACACAUUCUCCUUCCUGCACGGAAAACGGUCGUCUCCGAUGGGCCACAGCUUCCCCCAGGGCAGCGCCAACCCGGCAUACGACGUGGACGGGCCGCCGGCGCCGCGUGGCCGCAAGUUCGACGACCCGAGCGAGCCCAUCUACACGGACCCGUCGCUGUUCGAGCGCUCGCGCAGCCUGCGUUCCGUCUCCGCCUCAGAGUUCGGCCAGACGCGCAGCGCCGAUCAGCAGUGA
This is a messenger RNA of Pollicipes pollicipes, 1500 nucleotides long. RefSeq lists its product as uncharacterized. Gene Ontology annotation, biological process: anatomical structure morphogenesis. The annotation marks the transcript as partial. The record is from RefSeq and is a predicted model, not a curated record. Lineage: Eukaryota; Metazoa; Arthropoda; Thecostraca; Pollicipedomorpha; Pollicipedidae. The transcript has 8 exons.